This is a messenger RNA of Hirsutella rhossiliensis, 1377 nucleotides long. RefSeq names its product zinc-finger double domain-containing protein. NCBI's taxonomy places the organism in Eukaryota, Fungi, Ascomycota, Sordariomycetes, Hypocreales, Ophiocordycipitaceae. Gene Ontology annotation, biological process: regulation of transcription by RNA polymerase II. The transcript is spliced from 4 exons. Gene Ontology annotation, molecular function: RNA polymerase II cis-regulatory region sequence-specific DNA binding; DNA-binding transcription factor activity. The coding region runs from base 1 to 1377 and encodes 458 amino acids. The record is from RefSeq and is a predicted model, not a curated record.
AUGAUGGACGCGCCCACCUUCUUGCCUUACGACUCGCGGAGCGCUCCCGCUGCCCACAUGCAACGGCCCUUGCCUCCGCAGUACGUCGUCGCUCCGGCUUACAACUCCGGGCACAUGUCAAACCCGCCACCCCACCACUAUCCAAAUCAACAAGCCUUCGCAUACGUGCCCUACCAGAGCCCGCCGCCGUCUACUCCGGUCGGCUCUCCGUACAGGCAUGACGCACACGAGCGGCUCGCCCACGGCCACAAGAUGCCGGGGCCGGAUAGCGAUGGCCCUAGAACCAUGCCUUUCCGACGGGACUCGAGGCACACCAACGAGGUCCGUCUCCGGUCACCAUCAGCGCGGAGCGAGUCUCAAGUCUCGACCGCCCGCUCCGUCGCCUCGAACCCGACGGCCAACUCCAAGUCCAUCACAUACAACGAAACCAUCAACCCGGCCGACAGGAUCAACUUUGAGACUGACGUUGAUGAGCUCAUGAAGGUCAUCCAGGACAAGGAAGACCGCGAGGACGGAGUUCGAACCCAGGCGCCCACGCCUGCCCAGACACCCAAUGCCGAGCCCCUAUCGGGUUCCCAGAGCCCUGUCAGCACCGUCCACUCGUCGAAUUCCCGGACGGAGCCGAAGCCCAAGAAAAAAUGGGUUUGCGACGGGCCCAACUGCAACAAGCGCUUCGUUCAAAAAACCCACCUCGAUAUUCACCGCCGCACGCACACCGGUCAGAAGCCUUAUGUCUGUACCAAGGACAACUGCGGGCUCACCUUUUCUCAGCGCGGCAACCUCAAGACACACAUGCGACGACACACGGGGGAGAAGCCCUACUCUUGCAGCAUCUGCGGCAAGCUGUUCGCCCAGCGCGGCAAUGUUCGAUCCCACGAGGAAACUCACAAGGGCCUCAAGCCUUUCAUCUGUAGACUCGACGACUGCAACAAGACUUUCUCUCAGCUUGGCAACAUGAAGACUCACCAGAACAACUUCCACAAGGAGACACUUCAGAGGCUUACCGACAUGUUCAUCAAGUUUGCGCAGAUGGGGGAGGUGCCGGAAGAGCAUCAGGAGCUGUUUGAAUAUUUCAAAGUUCACUACAAGAACAGCAACAAGGGCAUCAAGGGCCGCGGCAAGGCCCGAACAGUUGCCCCAAAAUCAAAGGGCGGAUCCCAGGCUCCUUCGUCCAUGGCCUUCCCGCACCUGCCCAUGCCGACCCAGCAGCCAGCGUACGUUCCCGGACCGUCCAACUCGUUGGCCAGCAUUCCGCGCCACCACCCUACUGGCAACUGCGGCAUGUUUGAGCAACAUCACGGCAACGGCGGCCCCGGCAUUCUCUACGAGGACGAGCACGCGCGACAGAUGGCCUUCUCGGCCGAUCGCCUGUACUGA